Molecule: messenger RNA, 1810 nt
Organism: Manihot esculenta (cassava)
Lineage: Eukaryota; Viridiplantae; Streptophyta; Magnoliopsida; Malpighiales; Euphorbiaceae
Product: aldehyde oxidase GLOX
Exons: 1
Coding region: 59-1687 (542 amino acids)
Source: RefSeq, a predicted model, not a curated record
ACUUCUAGCCCCAGCCAAUCAUAGCCCAUGAACAAAACAUAUAAAAUUCCUCUCAUCAAUGUCUCCUCGUUCUUUAAUUGUCUUGUUCCUUCUCCUUAUUUCUACUCACCCAUUUCACCGGAUUUUAACAAACGCCGCUGGUGGCCGGUGGCAACUUCUGCAAAAAAGCAUUGGCAUAACAGCUAUGCACAUGCAGCUUCUCUAUAAUGACCGUGUCGUAAUCUUUGAUCGAACAGAUUUCGGCCUCUCAAAUCUGUCGCUACCAAAUAAAAAGUGUCGAAAUGAUCCUAACGAACUCGUGAUAAAAAAUGAUUGCACUGCUCACUCGGCUGAGUACGAUGUUUUAACCAAUACAUUUCGGCCUCUUAUGGUCCUAACCGACGUUUGGUGCUCCUCAGGUGCUGUCAUGUCCGAUGGACGUCUGAUCCAAACUGGUGGCUUCAAUGAUGGUGAACGUAGGGUCAGGAUUUUCUCACCAUGCAAUUACUGCGACUGGGAAGAGCAGGGAAAUGGGCUUAUAGCAACAAGAUGGUACGCCACCAACCACAUAUUGCCUGAUGGAAGCCAAAUCAUUAUCGGCGGGAGAAGGCAAUUCAACUACGAGUUUUAUCCUAAAAUGGGUCUUCGAAACUUGUACGGAUUGCCAUUUCUUGCUCAGACUAAUGAACGUGACAUCGAGAACAAUCUGUACCCAUUUGUUUUUCUUAAUAUUGAUGGUCAUUUGUUCAUUUUCGCAAAUAAUCGAGCUAUAUUGUUCGAUUAUAAAGUUGGCAAGGUGGUGAAAAUUUACCCAACAAUCCCUGGAGGUGACCCACGUAGCUAUCCGAGCACUGGCUCUGCUGUCUUGCUUCCACUGAAGAACAUACAAGGAAGGGCACUUCAAGCUGAAGUAUUGGUUUGUGGAGGUGCACCGAAAGGUUCACACAUCCAGAGUAAACAUGGUAACUUUGUUAAAGCAUUAGACACCUGUGGACGGAUCAAGAUAACCGAUCCGAAUCCUCAAUGGACCAUGGAGAGAAUGCCUCAGGCACGAGUUAUGGGUGACAUGAUAUUGCUUCCAAACGGCAACGUUUUAAUCAUAAACGGUGCUGGAGCUGGCACUGCAGGAUGGGAACUCGGGCGAAAUCCUGUAUUGAACCCAGUUAUAUAUCGACCAGACGUGGCAGUUGGUUCACGGUUCGAGUUACAAAACCCAACCACGGUUCCAAGAAUGUAUCAUUCAGCAGCCAUCUUGCUGAGGGAUGGAAGAGUUCUUGUUGGUGGAAGCAACCCUCACAUAAACUACAACUUCAGAACACCGUUGUUUCCGACUGAGUUAAGCUUAGAAGCAUUUUAUCCUCCAUAUUUGGAUUCAAAAAAUAAUAAUUUCAGGCCAAGAAUUAUAUCUCCACCGUCCAAAGCUACAAUUGGGUACUCACAGAGAUUAGUGAUUCGGUUCCAAGUAGCAAUAGCUGCAAAAACGGCGUCUGUAACAAUGGUGGCACCUUCAUUUACAACACACUCCUUCGCUAUGAACCAGAGGUUGUUAGUUCUUGGUAACGAGAAACUGACAAAUGCCGGAACGGCGACGUAUGACGUUCAAGUGACUGCUCCACCUUCGAAGAAUCUUGCGCCGUCUGGGUACUACAUGCUAUUUGUGGUUCAUCAGGAUAUUCCCAGCCAAGGCAUUUGGGUCCAGAUAAAGUAAUUAUUUAAUUAAUUCUGCUUCAUAUAUUAUUUUUAUUGUCACUGAAUAUUAAUUGAUUAACAAGUCCUGGUAAUUGUAACUAGACUGCGUUAGGAAUAAUUCUAUUUAUAUAUCCUUUCUGUA